Messenger RNA from Lutzomyia longipalpis, 2742 nucleotides. RefSeq names its product homocysteine-responsive endoplasmic reticulum-resident ubiquitin-like domain member 2 protein (gene Herp). The record is from RefSeq and is a predicted model, not a curated record. Lineage: Eukaryota; Metazoa; Arthropoda; Insecta; Diptera; Psychodidae. The transcript has 3 exons. The coding region runs from base 786 to 1979 and encodes 397 amino acids. Gene Ontology annotation, molecular function: protein binding. Gene Ontology annotation, biological process: endoplasmic reticulum unfolded protein response.
CCCUGGUUCAAAACUCUCAAAAUCCGCGCCAGAAAAAGUCGUGCAAAUUCCCCAAAAAAAUCCGGCGAGUUGCGCCACCAAAUUUUUACUGAACGUACUUUGGGCCCCCCCCCUGAGCUACCCGCCAACUUUUGGCGCCCCAAAAAUGAGUUUUUCCCGGAAAAAUUAAUUUUUUAAAAUUUUUCCCCACAACUACAAACAAACGUCACGCACACUAUAACACAUACACAAAAUACCAGAGUGAGAGAAAAGUAUUUUUCUCAUGCCAUCUCGUACAAAAUAAUGGAAAUUUUCCCACAUCCUCCACAGACGUGUCAUAGGAAAAAGCGUGAAGGGUUUUCAUUUGUAAAAACUUCAGCGUGCUUGGAAUACGCGGACCAAUCAAAAUCGUCCAAAUAGCUGACGAGAAAAUUUCGUGAAAAAAUUAAUUGUUAACACUUAUUUAUAAAUAUCCAGCAAAUAGACGCAAUAAAGUGCAGAAAUUAUCAAACAAUUGGGAAGAAGGGACAUCCAAGUUUAGUAACCUUGUCCAAAUUGCAUCAUCUUUGACCCAAAAACAAGGAUUUGCGUGAGAAAAAUUGAAAGAGGUGCAAAAUUGUCAGCUUUUGUUGUCUCACGGAGAUUUUUUUUUUCUUCCGUCACAUUGUGAAUUUCAUCAUCAACUUCCGGCCAAUUCUAACACACCCAACAGAAAUAACACGGAUUCCGCCCCCGGGGACAGAGCCGGAGAUAAGGCGAGAACAUCGAAAUUGUGGAAUAGUUGCAAAGAAUAUUAGAAGAAAAAAAUGGAAACAAUUCCUGUGACGCCCGUGACAUUGAUUGUGAAGGCCCCAAAUCAGCAAUUUGAGGAUCAAACCAUCAAAUGUGAACUCUCCUGGACAAUUAAGAAGCUCAAGGGGUAUCUCUCUGAAGUCUAUCCAUGCAAACCUAGUACGGACGAACAGAAAUUGAUCUAUUCGGGACAAUUGCUGAAUGAUGCUGUUGUCCUCAAGGAUAUUCUGAGGCAGUAUGAGGGUCAGGAGACACACACUGUGCACCUUGUUUUUACACCGAAAAUGAAUUCGCGCGAUGGAUCAAUGGGACGUGAGCAGGGCAAUAGAAGAAACACCAUGCAGGACACACAAGCAGCCACAGAAGGUUUAAGGCAGAGACGUCCAUUGAAUGGGGAUCAUGUUGCAGGAACGGACGCGAAUAAUGUGCAAAAUACACCGAGCCACCAAACAUCAAUGCCAGGAUUAAAUGGGAAUAUGUCACAAUUUGGAAGAUUUUCCCAGCAACAAGUGGGGAAUUUUGCGGCACAGCAUUUGGCGUACCAGCAGUGGCUGCAACAGGCCUAUGUUGACUACAUGAAUCAGUAUGUGAACCUAAUGUCACGCCCCGAUAUUCAGGGUAUCUACCAGCCAUACGUAUCAACACAUCAGAUGACAACAACAUCACCCCAAGUGUCAGCUUCACAGGUACAACAUAAUCCAGCAGCAGAGGCACCCAUGGAAGGUGCAGCAGCAGCAGCAGUUGCACAGCCUCCGCAAAAUCCACCCCAGCCACGAUUUCCGAAUUUAGUACGUGACGAUGGACCCGAACAGCGUGAUUGGUUGGACACAUUCUAUGCCUUUAGCAGGCUAAUGGUUCUCGGGACACUUGUCUAUUUCUAUUCAUCACCAACGAGGUGCCUAAUUGUCAUUGCGAUAGGUGUUCUCAUCUAUCUCUACCACACGGGCUUCUUCCGGAAUUUCGGCGGAGCUGCAGCAGCGCCGGUUGAGGCCAAUAAUAAUGCACAACGCAACAAUGGAGCGCCGGCACAGCAGGAGCAGCGACCAAAUGCACAACAAGAUGCUGCCCAGCAAGUGGAAAAUGAUGCCGAUGAGGCGUCCAAUGCUGUUGUGCGUGAUGAUACAAAUAGAACCCCUGUGAUUGCCUUUCUACGCACAUUUGUUCUCUCCUUCUUUGCAUCUCUCAUCCCCGAAGCGGCUGCCCUGUAAAGUAUCCAUCCACCACCUUUUCCCAAACCCUCCUUUUGUCCAUCUAAUUUUACCCAGUGCCCCCCCCCCCUAUGUCACUUUCUCCACUAGAAGGGAGGAAACAAAAAAAAAAAUGACAAGAGAGAAGAAGAAAAACUAUCGCUUAGUGAGUAUAGCGUUUAAUAUAUAUAUCAUACGUUGUAAUUUGUAAAUGAGAAAAAAAUUACUUUAAUUCAUUUAUUCCAUCUCUAUAGACAGUGCAAAAUGUACAAAAUAUAUAAUUUGUUUCCACUUCCGCAAGAAAAAAGAAAAAUCAUCUCAUAAAAACGAUCAAAAUUUAUUCCAAAGGUUUGGGCACAAAAUGUAGAAUUUCAUGGAACUAAUAAAAAAAAUCAUUUUAUAUUAAAUAUUUAAUUCAAUUUAUGCCUAUAUAUUAUAUGUAUUUUAUCUCAAUUUAUCGAAAAGAGUUUUUCUAAAUUUAUUUUGGGUUUUUCUUUUAAAUAAAUAAAAAAAAAGAAAUCCAAAAGAAAAUUAAUUUAGUAUACCUAACAAAAAACAGAAAUUUAGAUGUUUAAUUUUUUGUUGUUGUUAAAAAAAAAACAUUCUUAAAAAUAAAGAGUAAAAAUUUGGUUGAAAUUCACAUUAUGUGGCCACACGCAAUUAUCCUGUGAAGGGGAUACAAAAGGAAAACUUAUUUUUAUUAGUCUUUGGAACUCUGUGUGCUUUCCCAAAAUGAUUGUUACAUAAGUUAUUUGAAUCAAAUAAAAAAUUUUAUUUACCUAAA